Molecule: messenger RNA, 821 nt
Organism: Rhagoletis pomonella (apple maggot)
Lineage: Eukaryota; Metazoa; Arthropoda; Insecta; Diptera; Tephritidae
Product: ADP-ribosylation factor 4-like
Exons: 1
Coding region: 38-592 (184 amino acids)
Biological process (GO): intracellular protein transport; vesicle-mediated transport
Cellular component (GO): cytoplasm
Molecular function (GO): GTP binding; GTPase activity
Source: RefSeq, a predicted model, not a curated record
GCGAAGAAAGCGCAAUCCCCUGCUGUACUUUUUUCACAUGGGCCUUUUAAUUUCAAAUCUAGUAAAAUAUUUUCUGGGUAAAGAAGAUAUACGCAUCCUAAUGGUUGGUCUCGAUGGCGCUGGGAAAACUACUAUACUCUACAAACUGAAAGUUGGCGAAGUCGUAACGACAAUGCCCACCAUUGGCUUCAAUGUUGAAACUGUGGAAUACAAAAAUAUACGUUUUUCAGUCUGGGACAUUGGCGGCCAACAACGCAUACGUAAUCUUUGGCAUCAUUACUUUGCUAAUACCUCCGCGGUGAUCUUUGUAGUAGACGCCGCCGAUGUUGAACGUUUGAGUGAGGCGGCAGAUGAGCUACAUGCCAUGUUGGAUUGUCCUGAAUUGUGCGAUGCUGUGUUGCUAGUGCUUGCCAAUAAGCAAGACUUGCCACAAGCGCUUUGUAUUGGCAAAAUUGUGAAGCGCUUGAACUUACAUGACAUCAAACAAGAUUGGCAUGUACACGGUAAUUGUGCUACGCGCGGUAAUGGACUCUACGAUGGUUUUGAGUAUCUGUGCGAUAUGCUUAAUAAACGCAAAAAAUAUAACAACUAAGUUAUACAGCCAUACUUAUGCCAGACGAUCUGAUAAACUGCUAGACAAUGGCGAUGACUACAUAUUUUAUUUAUUUUUUUAAAUAUAAACAUAUGUAUAUGCAGUAAGAUAAUAUACCUAGGUACAUGCACUGCUUUCAACGGGCGUAUUAAUACAAAUAUGCCUGGUAUGGUGCCGGUUUUCAUAAUAAAGAAUUUGUAAAGUUAAAUUAAGUAGCGUGUAAAAUAUA